Messenger RNA from Sphaeramia orbicularis (orbiculate cardinalfish), 2631 nucleotides. RefSeq names its product PRKC, apoptosis, WT1, regulator (gene pawr). Gene Ontology annotation, cellular component: cytoplasm. The transcript has 7 exons. NCBI's taxonomy places the organism in Eukaryota, Metazoa, Chordata, Actinopteri, Kurtiformes, Apogonidae. Bases 280 to 1344 code for a protein of 354 amino acids. Gene Ontology annotation, biological process: positive regulation of apoptotic process; apoptotic process. The record is from RefSeq and is a predicted model, not a curated record.
GUGCACUCGGAUGAACCCGGUGCGCGAGAGGGCAGAGCGAGCGCCGCGUCCGUGCGCCGGAGCAAAGCACCAUUCAUGUGAGCGAGCUACGGGCACACCUGGUCGGACACAGAGAACCAGCAGCAGCAGCAGCCCCACACAGCAGCCGAGGUAAUCACUUAAGGAAUGUGGUGCCAUUAGGACGGAGCCCAGAGCUGAAAGUUCACAUCAACUCCCGAACCACCGCAUUCUCAUCUAUUUGACACUAGGAGCGCGAGGAGGAACUUUCUAACAGACACCAUGGCAACAGGAGGGUUCAAAUCAAACGCUACCACGGACUUUCUGGAGGAAUGGAAGGCCAAACGGGAGAAAAUGCGAGCUAAAAUGCUUGGGGACAUUGCCGCAGCAACCGGUGCGCCCCUGGGUGCCAGUAACGCAAACAGCAGCGGCAGCAGUAGCCGUCACUCCGCCCCACCGGCCUCCGACCUCACCAACAACGGCAACCCGGACCGAGCCACCUCCGCCGGGAACUGCGUCCCCUCCUCCUACGCUGUGGCUCGGUCCGCCUCCGGUUCGGCUCUGAAGAGACCCGAGGAGGACGCGCACCAGCCUACCCACGCUGCCCACGUUGCGCCCUGUGCGGUCACCCCGGCGGGGAGCAACCUGAAGAAGGCCCCGCCUCAAACGGAGAAGGUCCAAAGCGCCUCACCGGACUGCAGUCCAAUGGCUUGUAACGACAGUGACAAAGACAGUCCAUCACCCAGUAAAGGCAAAGAGAAGAAAAGCACUGGUCCCAGCGCCAGGAAGGGAAAAGGACAGAUAGAGAAGAGGAAGCUGAGGGAAAAGAGGAGAUCCACCGGUGUUGUGAGCAUACCAUCCAACGAGAGCCUUGAUGAACUGGAUGAUGACGACGCACCAGAGAAAGACAGGAGGGAGGAGGAGGAGCUGGUUCAAGCCAACACUUUCCAGAAUGAGGCCAUGACGGCUGACCCCACCACCGGCCACUUAAUGGAUACUCCACGAUCUGGGAGUGGCCGCCAUAAGAGCUCUUCAGGACCAGGAUCUGAGGAGGAGGUGGGUGGAAACAGCAGACAACGACACAACCGUCACAGCAGAGAUGGAGGAGCUGCUGCACCAGGAAGUCUGGAGAAAAGGAUGGAGGAGCUGGAGAAGGAACUGGCCAGAGAGCGUCAGGAGAACGCUCGGCUGCUGAAGGCCCACCAGGACAAAGAUGACCUCAUUGGGAAACUGAAGGAGGAAAUCGACUUACUGAACAGAGACCUUGAUGACAUCGAAGAUGAGAACGAGCAGCUGAAACAGGAGAACAAGACUUUGCUGAAAGUGGUUGGUCAGCUGACGAGGUAGAACCACAAAGAACCCGGACCAUUCCCAGAAGAAACCCCCCCCCGCUAUCCUCCUGCCCUGGGUCAAGUGCAGCAGCAUGGGCUUUUACCUGUUUAUUCUGUCUCUGUCUCUGAGGUGAAAGCGUAAAGAAGUCUUACUCAGUCUCAAAAGCUCAAAAAUACUUCCCCCGAGGACAAUUUAUUCCUUUGUUGUGAAAGCUGGUCUUGGGGCUCUUGUUUUCUCAUCAUGACAGCCUUAUCCUCAUCAUCUGUCAUCUUAUACAUAUUUAAUAUGAUGUAUAUACUGUAGGUUGAUAAAAUUUUUGCAAUUUUAAUAAGGUCUUAAAAAGCAAGUAAAAUGAAUGUAUGUGCUGUGCAAAAAAAAAACAACCCUGCACACAGCCUUAUCAAAUCUUUUCAAGGCCUAGAAAGCCCCAGUAUGUAGAUUUCCACUCGGCAGAUAUCCAGGUAGUUAAAAAAAAAACAAAAAAAACAGCAACACUCAAAUGGUGUCAGAGGCCGAAGCUGCUUGUACCAAAUUCAGCAGAAUCAGUUAAACCACCAUCAGCCAAAGUGGACAUUGUGCCUUGCAAUGCAUGUGAAAUUAUUAUUUUUUGUUAAAUCUCUAAAGAAGCGUUAAAGCCUGGUGCUUUAUGAAUGAACCUUAGUGCCAGAUUUCCUUACUUGCUUCCUUCCAAUAAUUUCUUGGUACAUUCAAUUCCAGUGGAUGUUUUUAUUAGCCUGAAUGAAGUACAACACCUCCAGAUUAAUUGAUACAGUUUUAUUCUUUCUGCAUUUCAGUGGUAAGUAUUAUACCUGUCGAUGAUAAAUUGUUGCCCUUUAGCAUUUGUAUAUUUUUUAAAAGCUUUUUUUUUUUUUGCUGUAAUUGGUUUACAAGUUGUGUUUUUGCGAUAUUUGAUAGAUUAGCUGCUCUGUUAAUGCGUGGAGUGAGCUACAGUGCAUAUUUUGUAUAAUAACCAAAUGAACUGAAGGACUAUACAAUUGAAAUGCAUCUUUGUUUACUUAAGGGAAAGACUCGACUGUUAGAGAAAUUUGAAUUGUGUUUCUCUAUUUACAUCCGAUCAUUCUAUUCCGCUGAGGAGCUGUGCUGUUCACGGAGCACCUGCAUUUUACAAAUAAUCUUUAGAUUUUAGACAGUCGCCACACUUUGACGUAAACACACAUCUUUUGGGUUAAAGACCAUCCCCUCGCAGGCAGACAUCACAGGCUCAUCUGUCUUUCCAUUACAUUAUGCAUGUACAGAAGAUUAAGUCAUUUAAUAAAAGUUUGAUUAUCUCUCUCCUCCUCA